GCGAGCGCUCCCCGCGCGGCAACAUGUGACCCCGCGGGCGCCCAGCCGGGGCGAGCUGAACGGGAGUGCCGGCGGCCGCGAACAGACAGGCGGACAGCCAGCCAAACAGCCUCAACCAGCCGUCGGCUGUCGCCCUCGAGAGCUUUGCCUUCUUUUGAUCUGAUUUUUCUCCUCCCUCCCAAGCGUUCAGCGCUUUUCAAAAAGCGGCGCCCGAACGCCCGGAGCCCCGGUUCAGCGCGGUGCGGAAUGAUCCGCCCCGGUUCCCCAGCACAGCGGCAGUAGCGGGCAGGGAGCGAUGCUGCCUGGCCCUCGGGGCUCCUCACAGCCCACCCGAGCUCCCGGAGCCGCCGGAGCCGCCUGAGUAGCCGGCGGGGACGCGAGGCGGGCGAGAGGGUGCUGAAUGCAGCGCGACGCGAAGCGACCGCCUGCCAUGUGUGCUGGUAGCAUCCGGCUUUGGCACCUCCCUGGUCCCAGUACCGGGUAGUCGGGCGGAGCGGCAGCAGGGCAGACCGGCGGGGAGGCAGCCGCCGCCGGGAUCAUGGUGAAGGAAGAGUGCAAAGCGCUGCUGGACGCGCUUAACAAGGUGACCGCCUGCUACCGGCACAUGGUGCUGACCAUCGGCGGCACCUCGGACUCCCAGAACCUGAGGGAGGAGCUCAAGAAGACCCGGCAGAAAGCCCAGGAGCUAGCGGUUGCCAACAGGAACAAGCUCACCACGGUCCUGAAGGACAAAACCGUGAGUAAGGAAGACAAAGCUGAGUUCGAGAGGCUAUGGGUGAUUUUCUCCACGUGCCUAGAGAUCCUGGAGAUCGACAUGAGGAGAGCGCUGGAGCUGGGCCACGAGUUCCCACUGAACGUCCCCAAAAAGCACCUGAUCCAGACAGGCAUGAGUGGGGGAACCUCUGGCGUGGCUGCCAGGGCAAUGAGCGUCCAGAACAUGAAAUAUGAGGCUGAGCACAAUAUAGACGUGGUGGAUUUAAAAGACCUCGAAAAUGAGAUUAACCAGGUAGGAGAGAUGAUGUACGAGAUGGAAAUGAAGGUCAAUGUCCCCCAGUGGACAGUAGAGGCUAAGCAAGACCCGGGGGCUGAACUAAAAUCCACCAUCAGUGUGGGCGCUUCGUCUAUUGGCAUGAUCUCCGUGGAGGAAAAUAAAUCCUUCUGUGAUAUCAGCAAGGUUCUAGCUGGGAUUAUUUUCUCUGCAGUGCUUAUUAUCGCUAUCAUCCUGGCUGUGUGUGUGGUGAAACUCUCUUAGGGUGGUGUGGGGCUGUCCAGAGUGACCCCGUCAGUCUCUUUCACACCUCACCUUUCAUUCCAAAAUGGGUCACCUGGAUGAGCUGAGAAUUUAAAUGUACCACUUUGAAAAACAAAGCAGAACUUCUGCCUCUCAGUAUCAUAAAAUGCACGGUUUGUUUCUUUUUCUUGUUUGAAGAGAUGCACAUCAGCCUGCAGCAUAGGAUGUCUUCAUGUGCUGGACUUGUAACAGUUAACUGUGAAGUAUCACAGUAUUACCGCUGCUGGCUAUAGCAGGGAUUUGUCUGCUAUUAAUAGAUGGCUAUUCGCAGAAGCCUGUAUUUUUUGUUCUUCAACAGGCUCUAGUCUCUGCUAGUGGUCACUGUUUACAGUAUUGGAGAGUAACAUGAAUUUGGAAGCUAAUGCAGGUGUUUCGUUACAAAGUGAAUAUACUACAGGGGAUUUAAUCAUACACACAAAAUACUCUUUUGGUGGAGGAAAAGGGGAAGGACAAAAACCCUGAAAAAGCAUGUGAACAACCUCUAUUUUGGAUUUGCUAAUGGUUGGAGGAGAGGGGGGAAGGAGGGAGAAAACAGCCCAAGCUAUGUUUGGUACCAAACCCUGUUCGCUCAUUUAGACUGGGCUGUACAGACCCCGGUGCAUGGACUGGCAUUGCGUACGUGAAUGACUAAUCACUUCCCAAAUCCGGGGAGAAAAAAGGGAGAGUUGUGUACGCAGAAAAAUCCUAGCAAGAGUUCUCAUCCACAUGUACUGUAAGUUUGUCUUCCCCUGCAGAAAGGCUGAUUUUUACAACUGGUUCCACUUUUUCUUUUUGUAGAAGUUAACAGUUUGCAUCUCACAAUUAACUAUGGAAAUAGGAGCAAUGAAUCUGCCCACAGCAGGGGCGGUAAUUUUUGAAAACAGAUUUUAGCAAAAAAAAAAAAAAAAAAAAAAGUUGAGUUAAAGCAGACCUUCCUAAUAACGCAGAGGGAACCCUCCUCAUGUUGGCAGGCAGGGACUGAUGCCUUUUUAUGUACUGCCACAUUUCUGCCAGUUCCUGAAUUCUUUGCAGAAAUCCAGAGAAAGAUGAAAAUGCCUCACUCAUGUCUGAUUAACCUUUUGGGAAGCAGGGAGCCUGUAAGACUGGUCCAGUAAGACUCCCAGUGCAAUUUAGGGAGGUAAAUGUAAAAGCAGCAUAAAAUUUUUCAGUGCUUCCCUAUAAAAUUGUCAACAUUUAAAUGUAAAGCUGGGGGGAUAGACACUAACUUUGCAGACAAGCUCCGUAAUGUUUUGUAAAAGGAUCCACGCUUGAUGGUGUUUCUUGUGUAACUUAUGGAAAUGCCUCCUGUUACUGUGAACACACACCACCUGAUAAAGCAAGCAUGGUCCAUACUUUAUAGUGCCAUAGGUGUAUGAGGCACUCCAUGGGCAAAUGCAAACGCCCUGUAAUAUUGUGAGUUAGUAAUUUAUUAUUCCUUCGCAGCGAUUAUUAUGUGCACAUUAUCAAACAGUAACAACCAGACGUUUUGUGAAGAUACUAUAGUCUUCGAUGUGGACAACACUCACUAACAGCUAGUAUUUUUGAGUUAAGAACUACACAUAAUUUGAAAAACCUCAGCAAGCAGUUUAUUCUUUAAAACUUAAGAGAACUGGAUUUGGGGAUAAAAAGUAUGUGACAAAUUUAAAUCUGGUAAUUUUGUAGGUGAGAAAGAAAAUAACAUAGGAGAGAAAAGACAGUAGGUGUAGGCCUGAAUUACAGGCUAUAGAUUAUCAUUACGCUGAAGGAUAUUCCAAGUUCUGCACAUUAAUCUAGUCUAGCUCCAUUCUCAUGGGAAUUCACAGUUUUGUAAGACGACUCCACAUUCCUUUCUAUUGUAUUUCACUCAUUCCAUAGGAUGUGUUUUCUACGCAGUUUAUUGAGGUUCGCAGGGAUCCCUGGCAACAUUUUAACAAAGUCAGGCCUGUAUUUAUUGGUGCUACUGUUUCAGUCUGUCUAGACAAGGUAUAAUUGCUGUGUGUUGAUUUAAAUGAGAACAUCUCCUUCAGUCAUCCCGACUAAACAAAUUUGUGGAAAAUACAGCAAAAGCUGCAGAAGAAUGUACAUAUUUGGAUUGCCACUGCUAGUCCUUGAGGAUUUGUGGGCAUUUGUACUCUCUGCACUCUGCUUUUAUUUAGUUCAGAGGAAAGUGGUCAAGAAGUUGGACUCUGUUCUGUGCUCCUUGAAAGCUCCACGUUCCUUUUGAAAUGAGAUCACUUAACCACAUGUUCUAAAAACCCAAGUAAUGCAAGUCCGGUUUCUGGUGGAUGAGUAAAUGGUAACACCUACCCAGUGUUCAUUACUGUGUAUCUUGGUGUCCUGAAGUGGGUACAGUGUUUAUUCAUGGUUAGUUGUGUAGAAUCUUUAAGAACAGGUAAUCUCAUCUUCCAAAGUAAGCUUCAGCAAGGCAGUAAAUUGUAAAUUUUCAGUCCACUGCAUUUUUUUUUAAUUUGGAUUUUCGAAUACAGGACUCAAAGAAUUCACAUAUGUAGCCUAUAAUUAUGUAAGUCUUGCUUUAUUAUGAAUAUGCACACAAUUCGUAUUUAAAGGAUUGGACCUUGGAAAAAUAAUGUUCUUUCAAAUCUUAGGACACAGCUGGUUGCAGAUUUGUUCAUCAUUAGUUUGUUCCUAAAAAUCUGUAUCAUCUUAGACUAUCUAAAAUUAAUAGAUUAAGUAGAAUUCUAAGAGAGGAUUGGAACUAUCUAAAUGGAUGAUGUUCCUGCCACUAAUCUCCUACUCUCCUAUACUUGAUACCAAGUGUACACUCAAUGUGACAGAGGUCAGGCACAACAGCGCACAAUAUCAAACCAAGAUGAAACCAUCACUGCCCAAAAGUACUGAUGCUUCUUUCAAAUUAAAAAAUAAAGCAAUGUUGUAGUAGAUUUUCAGUCUUCAUAUUUUCCCGCCACUAGAAUACAACUUGAAGGAGACUGGAAAUGCAAUUUUCGUCAGUGAAAAACGGGAAGUCAAACUUCAAAAUACUCUAUAUUUAAAUAGCAUGAUGACAAUGCAAACACUCAUGCUGAUCCGUGAAUGAGAAUGUUACUGUGUUUUUGGUACAAAAGAAGAUAGUUAUUGUUUCAUUUCAGUUCUUUUGUCUUUAUUCACAGGAUAUACACAUUAAAUUUGCUGUAUACUAAAAUAUUCCUGACUUGAAUUAUACUGGUUUUGCCUGUGCAUGGGUGGCGUUUUCUACAUUUUGAAUAAUUCAAAUUUGUUACUGCCACUAUUUAACUUAAAAUAAAGUAUGUUCUUACAGGUUACUGCUUGGCUUGCAGCAGUAAUUAAAGCCAAACAAAACCUGUGAUAUUAAUACAGCUUGUCAGUAAGCUUCUCUAAACAAAACAUCCCUAUUUCAAUCACAGGAAUAAAAGUAACAUGCUAAGCCCUCUCAUUACAGUUCUCUUUAGAUAAAUUCACUCUUCUCAAGCUCCCACAUUUGAAUAUAGUGAUAUAUCUUCAUUUUAUUCCAAGACUUACAGUCUAUCACCAUAAAGCCCCUCUACACUAUUUUUCAGUUUACUAAGAAAAUUAACAGAGAACCAUAAAUAAAGUGAUUCUCCUUAUGUCGCAAAUAAUGUAACAUCGAACUUUAGCAUUAUGAAUGUGAAAUAAAAUUAGUUUCAAAAUUC
Messenger RNA from Strigops habroptila (Kakapo), 4899 nucleotides. It is a transcript of the gene RGS9BP, whose product is annotated as regulator of G protein signaling 9 binding protein. The record is from RefSeq and is a predicted model, not a curated record. NCBI's taxonomy places the organism in Eukaryota, Metazoa, Chordata, Aves, Psittaciformes, Psittacidae. The coding region runs from base 539 to 1252 and encodes 237 amino acids. Gene Ontology annotation, cellular component: photoreceptor outer segment; neuron projection. The transcript has a single exon. Gene Ontology annotation, biological process: detection of light stimulus involved in visual perception; G protein-coupled receptor signaling pathway.